CAAGAAAAUGGACAGCGUCCAACAUAUUGACUCAGCAAAAGUCAAUGAAGGAGCCAAAAAGGACAUAGAGCUACACAAUCAAAGGGACAAAUCCAUAGAGGAGGGACAGAGACUCCUCAUCCUCACCGAUGAGCAGCCGUGGAAACCAUGGCAACGGUCCCGCUCCUGGGUAAAAGAGUGUCUGGUGAGGGUGAGAUGUGUCAUGGGUUCCCUGAUGGGGAUGGAGUGGUACUGUUUCGCUGCUCUCGGGGUUCUGACCGCUUUCCUUAGUUUUCUCAUGGACCUGAGUGUGGCAAAGCUGCUUCGAGCUCACCAGUGGUUGUAUAGUCAGUUGGAGGGCCACUGUCUGCUGCAGUUCCUGUGCUGGACCCUGUACCCAGUCUCACUCUCUGCGCUGUCCACAUCUUUCUCUCAAAGCAUCUGUCCAUUCUCUGCAGGUUCUGGGGUUCCAGAGGUGAGGACCAUCCUGUCUGGUGUGGACAUGCCACAUUACCUGUCCCUCACCAACCUAUUUGCCAAAUACGUGGGUCUCAUCUGCACACUGGCAGCCGGCAGCACUGUCUUCCUGGGAAAAGUGGGUCCAUUUGUGCAUCUCUCCACCAUGGUGGGAGCCUAUCUGAACCGUCUCUGCACUGUUCUCCGUGGUGAGAAGGAGGAGAGAACUGAAGGAGCGAUGCUGGUUGUGGCUGCUGCUGUUGGAGUAGCCAGCUGCUUCGGGGCCCCUAUCAGUGGUGUGUUGUUUAGCGUGGAGGUGAUGUGCUCUCACUUUGCCCUAAAAGACUACUGCCCAUGCUUCUUUGCGUCGGCCUGCGGAGCGCUCACCUUCCAUCUGCUCUCCAUGUGGAGCGGCGAGCAAGAGACUCUUCAGGCUUUGUUUCAAACCAGCUUCUCAGAUGACUUGCCUUUCUACCCACUGGAGAUUCCAGUCUUUGCUGUAUUGGGGCUUCUGUGCGGAGCAGGUAGCUGUGCCUACCUAUUCUGUCACCGUUGGAUACUGCUGUUCAUAAAGACAAACAAAAUCCUGAUCAAAGUCUUGUCGACUGAGAAGGCCCUAUACUCCGCUAUGGUGGUGUUCCUUCUUGCAUCUGUGACUUUCCCUCUUUCUGCUGGUCAAUAUAUGGCUUCCAAGCUCACCAUUAAGCAGCUCCUCUCUUCCCUCCUGGACAGCAGGCAGUGGACCUCUCAAUCCCACAAUGCCUCUGUGGCGUUGCAGCCAAACUUGUUUCCCUGGUCAGAGUGGAUUCCUUCAGGGAAUCCAUACCUCACUCUGGGAUUCUUCCUAUUCAUGAAGAUGUGGAUGCUGGUGUUGGCUUGCACCUUGCCCCUGCCAGCCGGUUACUUUAUGCCUGUCUUUAUCUAUGGUGCUGCUAUAGGACGUUUAGUCGGGGAAGGAUUGGCAUAUGUGUCCCUAAAUGGUGUCUAUUUAGACCAAGAUAGGAAUCCAAUCAACCCUGGAGGCUAUGCACUGGCUGGUGCAGCAGCGUUCUCAGGGGCGGUCACACACACGCUGUCCCCUGCCCUCCUGGCUCUGGAGCUGACCGGCCAGUCCACCCACGCCGUGCCCAUCCUCCUCGCCACACUGGUGGCCAAUGUCCUGGCACGCUCUGGGCAGCGCCCAUCCUUCUACGAUGCCCUCUCCAUCAGCAAGAAGCUCCCGCACUUACCCUCCCUUCUCAAGGUCUGCCCAAGGCUCUCCUCUGUCCCAAUAGGGAAGGUACUGGGUCCUGGAGGUCCAGUGCUGGAGAGGGCAGCUGGGCCAACGGAGGUUCAGCAGGUUCUCAACACAUGCAGCCAGACACAGAUCCCUGUGGUCGACACACUGGGCUCGCGGAUUCUGCUAGGUUCAAUUAACAGAUCGGACCUGCAGACGUUUCUAUGCCACAACCACAAUAAGGGAUUGAAGAAACAGUUGGUGGAUAUGUGUUCUAUUCAGCCUGUUUCUGUCCAGCUCUCCCCUGAUACAACUGUCCAGGAGGCUCAUGGCGUCCUCAGCAUGCUGUGUGGCGAGAGCCUGUUUGUGACUGAGAGAGGGAGGCUAUCUGGUGUUGUCACAUGGCCAGAGAUGAAGAGAAUGAUGGAAGUUUUGGCUGAUGACCUCUAAGAUAUGGACAGACAGAACCGGUAUUAUUUACUCCCAACAAGAAUCUAUCCCUAAAUACGCCGAACAAUAUUGAUUCUUAUAAUGCUAAUAAUGAUACUUUGUCUUCAUUUUAUAAUGAUAAGCUUUUUGGUGAUUUGCUAAUCACCAAUCACCAAGGCUAUUUCAUAACAGUUAUAAGAGCUUAUUGAUAUGCCGCUAGGAGAUGUAACUCCCUUGCGGUUUUGGAUGAUCUUGUUUACUGACCCGGAGAUAUCUCUAAGGACACUGUGAUAUUCAAAGUAAUUACACAUCGUGCCUAAGAACAUCCCUUAGCCUUAGUGUGUUAUUUAUCAGGAUAUACCAUGUGCUCUUAUGCCUUAUUGCGAGUUAGAGCAAUUUCAACCUAUAGUGGAUUCUGUAAUGCCGCAAACAACUUCUCUUCUGCUUCAGACCAUUAUUUACUUAUCUGUUACUCCCAGCAAUUUUCUCCCUUCAAUUCAGUCCUUUUUCACUUUGAACGGAACGACCCAAUGUUGUUGCUGUACGGGUCUGAUUUAGGACUAGAUUCUAUGAGAUCCACGGUAGCCGACACCCGCGGUUGUUUUGGCGGUGUUGCAGGUGGAACUGCGUUAGAGCUGUCAAAUCCACAAGCGGCUUCCGGCA
This is a messenger RNA of Coregonus clupeaformis (lake whitefish), 2743 nucleotides long. RefSeq names its product chloride channel K (gene clcnk). Bases 8 to 2101 code for a protein of 697 amino acids. NCBI's taxonomy places the organism in Eukaryota, Metazoa, Chordata, Actinopteri, Salmoniformes, Salmonidae. The transcript has 19 exons. Gene Ontology annotation, cellular component: membrane. Gene Ontology annotation, molecular function: voltage-gated chloride channel activity. The record is from RefSeq and is a predicted model, not a curated record. Gene Ontology annotation, biological process: chloride transport; transmembrane transport.